CCGGCCGUCUAUCCCCACCCGAAAUGCUCCUCCUCCGCCACCGCCUCCCCUCCCCUCUCCCGCGCCGUCGCGCCCCGCUCCGCUUCCUCCGCCGCCUCGCCAUGUCCUCCGCCUCCGCCACCCCUCCCUCCACCUCCGCGGCCGCCGACUACCACUGCCGCACCAAGCACAGCCUCACCGCCGGCUACGCGCGCGGCCCGGGCCGCCUCGACUGGGCCAACCAGCCCAACCCCUUCCUCCGCUUCGCCCCCGCACCCCAGCUCCCGCUCCCCAACCCGCCUCCCCCCGCGCUAUCCUCCAAGCCGUCUCUCAUUGCGCCACCCCGCGCACACAUCCUGGAGGUCCGCGCCGCGGCGCCCACUGGCGAAUGCGCCGCGAUUCUGCCCGCGCCGGCGACGGCGGUCGUGGCGCUCUCCUCGGUGUUCUGGCGGGAGGCGUGGAAGUAUGGGGAGCGAGCGUUUCGGUACUGCAACCACGACGUGGGGCACGCGCUCGCGGCGGUGGCGGUAGCUGCAGCAGCGCUGGGGUGGGACGCGAAGGUGCUCGAUGGGUUGUCGUACGAGGAUCUUGGCAGGCUGGUUGGAGUGGAGAAAGGGAGCCCGGCUGCUACGCCUGAGGAGCUGCCCGACAAAGUGGUCAGGGGUAAGGCGCCGUGGGUGGAGCGGCAGCACCCAGAUUGCGCCGUUCUGUUAUUCCCAGCAGGGUCUGAGCCUGAGGUGGACUAUGGCAGGAUGAGUGAGGCGCUGAGGAGGUUUGAUGGGCUGGAUUGGGUGGGGAAGGCGAAUGCGCUUAGUAAGGAUCAUGUGGUGUGGGAUGUGAUAUACCGUACUGCAGAAGAAGUCAAGAAGCAUGGUCCUGCGCCUGAGGAACGCUUCUUUGUGAUGCCAUGGCGGAAGAGCCCAGCUAUGUCGGAAGGUCUGUAUAAGCAAUUAACAGUGGAGGAGGUGGUGCGACGUCGGAGAAGCGCUGUGGACAUGGACGGGGUGCAUGUAAUGGGGAGGGACACAUUUUAUCAGAUGCUGUUGCACUGCCUCCCGUCAGGGAAGGUUGGCUCAGGUGAGCGGCAGGGGCAGCAAUGUGCUCUUCCAUUCCGUGUAUUACCAUGGGAUGCAGAGGUGCAUGCCGCAUUGUUUGUGCAUCGCAUCUCGGGGCUGCCAAAGGGGCUAUAUUUCCUGGUGAGGAAUGAGGAGCAUUUUGGUGCAUUGCAGCGUGCCAUGAGGCAGGACUUCGAGUGGGUUCGACCGGAAGGGUGCCCGGAUAGCCUCCCGCUCUACAGGCUGAUGAAAGGGGAUUGCCAAAGGCUGGCAAUGCAGAUCUCAUGCUUUCAGGAAAUUGCUUCACAUGGAUGUUUUAGCCUUGGUAUGGUUGCUAGAUUCGAGCCUCUGUUGCAUGAUAAAGGUGAAUGGAUGUAUCCUCGUUUGUUCUGGGAGACUGGCGUUCUUGGUCAAGUGCUUUACCUGGAAGCCCAUGCUUUUGGAAUAUCUGCCACAGGGAUUGGCUGUUACUUUGAUGAUGCUGUUCAUGAGGUACUUGGCUUAAGAGAUUUGGAGUUCCAAAGCUUGUACCACUUCACUGUGGGUAGUCCUGUGCUUGACGAGAGGAUAAUGAGUCUUCCGGCGUACCCUGGUCCCGGAAUCGAUGCAUGAUUUUUGCUUCGGGGUUAUUGUCCAUUCAUGCAUCAACAAGAGAACUGAGGAACCUGACCGUGUGGGAGUUCGUUUAUGGUAUAGUGGCAUGCCGUGCUAUCCCUGUAUACACCGGCAUUACCCUCUCUUAUUUCUGUAGUGGUUAGCCGGGUUGAUUUUAUGAUGGUACAUGGCACUCCCUCCGUAGCUCGUUUUGAUUUUUCUAGGUUCAUAAAUAUUAUCAUGCACCCACACAUACACUAUAUUUAGUUUAAAAAAGCUAAAACGACCUACAAUUUGGAACGGAGGGAGUGGGUAUGUUGGGAUGGUUCAGAGUGUUUUAAUGCAUGUUCUGGACUUCAACUGGUUA
Molecule: messenger RNA, 1995 nt
Organism: Setaria italica (foxtail millet)
Lineage: Eukaryota; Viridiplantae; Streptophyta; Magnoliopsida; Poales; Poaceae
Exons: 4
Coding region: 24-1646 (540 amino acids)
Molecular function (GO): oxidoreductase activity
Source: RefSeq, a predicted model, not a curated record